GUUUUUCUCUUCAUUAUUGGAGCCAGGAGGAGGUUCCUCUCCCUCUAGGAAGAAAUUACCAAACUCAUACGGGCAAAAUGGUCAAUUCAAGCAGUUAGCUUUAUUUCAAACUCCAUUUAUGAAGAUAGCAAAAGAGAGGAAACUUGAAGGAAGCUCACAAAAAAGAAAAAAAGACGCGGACUGGUCACCCAUUUUCAUCAGGUUUCCUUUUCUUCUAUUGUGUUUAGUUUUUCUCUUCACUUUCACACGUGAAUCGUCAUUUUCUCCAUUUUUAUUGGAUUUGUCAUUUGAAGUUUGAACACUUUCUUACUCAAAUUUCAUCGUCGACGGUAAUCAGUGAUACCUACCCACCUUAUUUAAGUGAAGCCAAUAAAUAGUCUCAUGUGUUAGUCUAAAUUAAAUAGUCAGGUUUAAUAUAUCGCUCAAGAGACAAUUAAUACUAUUUUUUUUAUGAGUAAGACAAUACAAAUUUUAUCACAAGAGAAUUUACAAACUUGAGGAAAGAUAUAUUUGUUUUAAAAGGAAAAACAACCACCUUUAAUGUGUCUGUUACUGUAAAUGCCAAUUAAUACUCUUCGUAUGUGUAAUUUUUAUUUGACUUAGUGUGUGUGUACGUGUGUUUUUUCCUUGUCAGACUUUUCAUUUUGAAAACGUUUGGACUCGUUCAACGAGCAUGACAUAGAAUAAUAAUGCAAUUAACUGUAUGUAAUAAAAGGUCUUGGUCUUUUUUAAGCUUAAUUAAUUAUGGAGAAGUUUCAAAGCUCACAAAUGCAACUUACUAUAAUAAAAGAUCUUGGUCUUUUUAAGCCAUUUUGCGUAGAAAUAAGCCAAUUCCUGCUUCUUUAUAAAGAUCAAAACGUACAAGCAGCAGGCAGAGCAAGAAAAAAAAAAACACAAGCGAAUACACUAAAUUGUGUGUGACAAAGACGACAUUUCAACUAGAAAAACAGAAAAGCAAAAAAAAUGGCCGCAGACAAUCCAACUAGAAAAACAAAUAGUACCAGCAAAAACGGAGGUAAAGGCGUGACAAACACGACAUUCUCAGCAUUUGGCAGCCUCAUAAAGCUGCUCCCUACAGGCACUGUCUUCGUGUUCCAAUUCCUAAACCCCGUUGUGACUAACAGCGGUGAAUGCAACGCCACCAACAAGUGGCUCAGCAGCAUUGUUCUCGUUGCAUGCGGGUUGAGUUGCGCAUUUUCUUCCUUCACCGAUAGCUACAUAGGCAGCGACAACCAGAGGCAUUACGGCAUCGUAACCCCCAAGGGACUGUGGCCUUUUUCCGAACCAGAAAAGUCCAAGUCCGUUGACAAACUCUGGUUGGGUGACUUCGUGCGUGCUGCGUUAUCGUUGUUAGUGUUCGCGGUGUUGGGGCUGUUGGACACCAACACUGUGCACUGCUUCUACCCCGGCUUUGAGGUUACUCAGAAAAGUCUGCUUCAGGUGCUCCCCACGGCUAUUGGGGUUUUUGCAGGUGGGGUUUUCAUGAUUUUCCCCGACAAGCGAAAUGGAAUUGGAUACCCUUUGAAUUCUAAUUCUGAUUCUAAUCACACCUCUAAUAUAUCUGAUGAAACCGCCCCGAUUGACAAUGCUUAGUGAUAUUAUCCUUUCUUUUCAUAAACAAAAUAGUUUGUUCCUUUUUGUUGUUUUUUUUGGUAAUUAAUGUUGCUGCAGAAACUUGGGCCUCUGAAAAUAAUUUACCUGCUCGGCAUGAAAUGUCGUUGUAGUAGUCUUUUCUAUUUCUUAUAACCGUAAAGUGAAGAAUCGUCUUUUGCUUUGCAGCCACUUUGGCUAUGAUAAUUAACUACUGCUUAUUGGUUGAAACUUGGGUUGGCGUUGUGUGUUUGUCCUGCUUGCUUUGCAGCGACUUGGACUGUGUAUUGCUGUUUAUUUCAUAGCAGGUUAAUCUGUUUCAGAUUUA
Glycine soja is the source of this 1918-nucleotide messenger RNA. RefSeq names its product protein DMP2-like. Lineage: Eukaryota; Viridiplantae; Streptophyta; Magnoliopsida; Fabales; Fabaceae. The transcript has a single exon. Gene Ontology annotation, biological process: endomembrane system organization. The coding region runs from base 964 to 1593 and encodes 209 amino acids. The record is from RefSeq and is a predicted model, not a curated record.